AUGAGGAACGCAACUCGAGAAGUGUUUUCUGGAGCGGUUUCGUCGUCACCACCGAUAAUCUGCAUUCAGAGCUUUAACGCCCGGCGAUUAGCUUGGUACACGCACAGCCCUGCUCAACACGGCGUCCACAGCGCGAGGAGGAACGAGCGGGUCCUGCUGCAUACGCCAAAACGCCUGGUGCUUUUCCGCAACGGAGAGCCGGAAGUGAAGCACACGCUGACGCUGCAGAGGAGGACCACAUACUCCUUCGAAGCGCUCUUAGAUCACAUGUCAGAGGUCAUGCACUUCCCUGUGCUCAAGUUACACACACCUGAAGGAAGGAGGGUGGACGGGCUUCCUGCAUUGAUCUUAUGCUCUGGGGUAUUGGUGGCCGCUGGCCGGGAACCCUUCAAAAAAAGCAACUAUGAUGUCCAGAAUUCAUCUCCACCAAAGUGGCCACCGGCUAAAAGACUGGGACGGCGGCGUCCAAUAACCAGAAAAAAGAAAUCCCGCAGCGCCAAAUCUUGUCCCUUCUCCCUAUCUUCCGAAAGCUACAUUGUGAACCAAAUACAAAGCAGUUUACCAGGAAGUAUGUGUGAUUUUCCAAGCAACCCAAACGGCUCUGCGGGAGCAGCUACUGGAUAUCAUCUCGAGUCCGUUUCGGAAACAGAAAUAAUCACCAGUCUGGAUGGUGAGAGAGAGGAUGACCCACACAUGCCCUCUGAUGAUGACAUCGAGAAAUCCUUUCGAGUCAAUCAAGAUGGAAGUAUGACCGUUGAAAUGAAGGUACGCCUCACUAUUAAAGAGGAGGAAACCAUUCAUUGGACCACCACAGUCAGUCGCUCCAAUGUGUGCAAUCAAUUUACAGCAGCCACUCUUCCUUGUCCUGAGCUGGAAGCUAAUUUAGCUGAUAGCUUACCCCCUCAAAACGAUCCUGGUGCCAUUGAGGUCAACGAGAGUGACCCCAAUAACACGAGCUGCUCCUGCCCUGAGGAAAACUGUAAGGUACAUCCACAGAGUGAGAUCAAUGGAGGAAGCAUGGAGUUAGAGCGGCUUGCUCACAAACAAGGAUCCGUCGAGAGCAUCAGUGAUACAGAAACGAAUAAGAACUCUUUAUGCUCCAACGUGGAAGAUCCGGACAAUGGAGAGGCGAAGCAGAACCACCCCGUCCCCAAGCCUCGAUGCACUCUUCCCUCUGAUACGAACACCACCACAUCGAUUCAGUCCAGUGACUACAGAUCUUCAGAAGUCCUCCAGUUGCAGGACUAUCAGAAAAAAACUGUGUUACACAUCUGUGAAGAGAACUUCUCAGGCAAUUCGCAACAUGGCUAUAUAGCAUCUUCUGACACAGUAUCCUCAGAUAAAACAAUCCAUUACUUUAAUGAAGAUGUGAAAUCUGAGACCAUGGCAUCAGUCAAAUGUCAGUCAAUUUGGGAAAAAGAUAAACCAUAUGCUGCCACUUACAAAACAAACACCUCCUCAACACAAAGGGCCAAGGUGUCCGUAACACCAUCCCCAAAAGCAUCGGCAUCUAGAGGAGUUAUUACUGUCGAUACAACCACAAAGAGGAAGUCAGUGCGAGUAAUAGUGAAAAAGAAUCACUUGUUUAGGUCCGCUUAUCCAGAAAGAAAGCCGAGGGAUAAAAAAGAUGACAUCCUGAAGGAGAUAAAGAAAAUAAGAGCUGAUAUACUGAGCCAGAAAGGAGCUAUAAAACAUGUCAGAGCAAAAGCGGUUCAAAAACUUCUGAAAAGGAGAAAUAAUAGUGGGAACGGACUAAAGCCUCAAACAGAGCGUGUUCAGACGACGUCGAGUACAGACGACCCAAGCCCACAAUUGGUUGAAAAAGAACAAAACAACCUACAAGUGCAAGCUGAUGGUUUCACUCGGCCAAAGGAAAACCUGCAUAAGACAUCCGUCAGCAAAGGCACAAUGACACAGCAAACAUCAGACUAUGUUGAACUCUGGCUACAAUCUCAACAGAUUCCAGCACAGUCCUGUUUAGAAGCGAUACCCAAAAAUAACACAAUGGCAAAAGCAUCACUGUUCAAUGACCAAUCUUGUAAGACAAUACAACCAUCAACAAAGGACAAAAUUGAUGAGAAAGGGAUCCAUGUACAUUCGCCAAACGCCAAAAGGCCAACACUUUCAGACUUAACAAAAACAAAUGGAAAUCAACAGAUUUCUGAGCUAAUAGUUAAGACCUCCUCGCAUGACACAGAAAAUACUUUGAGAAGACCAAUUAAUAUCCAAAGUAAGCCUCUAACAGAACUGAUAGAUCUGCAAGCACAAAAAUACUAUACGGUUAAAAUGGCUGUAAGGCCCGAUAUGAAGCCUGUACUUGAUCGGCUUUGCAAUUCCAUCCUGUCGCUUCGUGAGAUCACCCAACACAAGCGGUCAUUAUGUUUGAAAACAUCCAAAUGUCUGCCAGAUUUUUCUUCAUCCUUGGCAUCUACGUUUAGCUCUUCCUCUAGGGUAGUCCUUGCCUUUCUUUCCAUCAUGACUUUAAAGGAUGGCUUAAGCCAUUUAAAUACAUGUAGUCAGACUGAGGCCAACCUAAGCAGUUCAGAGGCAAUGCUCAUGCUCCAGUCUCUACAGGAACUGGCAGUGAUAGAGGAUGGACAACAUCUAAGGAUAAGUCUGUCUGACCUCUACAACUCGGCAUCUGAUCAGCUUCUUCAGAACUGGAAGGGCUUCCAAGUACUGAACAAUAAAGCAAGAACUAGCGGUGGGAGUGAGUCCCAUCACAGGUCAAGUAUAGAGGAGGAAGAACAUUCAAUCCAAGUGCUGAUGGAACAUCUAGGUGUUCCUGAAAGAGUCCGAGAGGAGCUGGCGGCCCUCAACCAUGCAGAUGUAGAGUACAUGACUUGCAGUCAGAUGGAGGACACUGACACAGUAAGGGAUUCACUCCCAGAGAUGAAUAUGAAUGGCGUUUCAGAGCACCGCUCUAAAGAGCGGGUGUUUAGUUUCUCAGAGUUUGUGCUGGAAGAUUAUGUGAGCACCUAUGUUAAUUCAGUUAUUGAUAAAGCUAUAAAUGCACACCUCACAGCAGGCUCACAGGCAAGACCUGAUGUGGACAAUCUUGUGAUCACCGAUAGACACCAACGAGAUUUGAGAAAUGAGAUCUUCUCCAACAUUAAGAGAACUUUUCAGGGUGAUGCGAUACCUGACUCUGCUAUCUGCGAGGAUGUGUCAUCUAGUGAAUCUGGCUUUGAGGCAGAAAUGUGCCGAGAAAUGGGGUUAAAGAGAACAGGAUUGCAAGGAAUGGAGAAAGUAAGACGCAAGCGACCAGGAGAAGAAGAGACUGUCAAGAAACAUCAAGAAAAGGAAGAGAGACAGUGGGAAAUUGAUGAGGGAAGAGGUACAUGGGAAGAAAGUAGUUCUGAAGUAGAGAAGACAGUAUUACAAAAAGAAGAGGUCAUAGGAACAGCGGUAAAUGAUAUCGAGAAAUACAUAGACACGGUUGAAGAGGAAGGAACUCAAUUAUCAGAGGAGUCACUUAUUACCUGUACAGGAAAACUACAUUUCUCUGUGAAAGAAAAGUCCCGCCAACAGAAGGACAACGAGAGUGAGAUCUUUCCUUGCAAUGAAGAAGAGAAUCUUACUGUGAAAAGUCCAGAACAGGUAUACUCAAACGAGAAGAUUUCAGGACUUUGGAGCAAUGAGAGGGAUGUUGCAUUACCUGAGGUGCAAGGUAUUUCUCAUUGUGUUCAUAUUGAAUCAAAUACAGAAGUGGAUCAAGACUUGUGCAUGGAAAGUGGGACUUAUUCAGAAGAGGAACAGGUGAUCCUAGAAGCGCCAGAAUGCUACACCAUCUACCAAGAGGACUUUGAGGAGAUGUCGAAUGAAGCCACAGAGUGUGAGGACAAUGAGAUUCAUUUUAAGGAAGAAAUAGCAAGCACUGUUGUAAAGCUUAUCUGCAGUCUACAGGACCAGGAAAAAUCAGAGUGUAAGAGACCUCAUAAUACAGCACAAACAUUUGGCGAACAGCUCUUGAACCACAUCAAUGAACCAAAUCUAGAGGCAGCAGAGUUUACCAGAACCACAGAUAGGGCAUCCAUGGAUUCAGUCUCAUCCUCAUUAGCAUUCAGCUAUGAUUCCAAGAACAGUGCUUUGGCAAAAGAUUCAGAGGUACACAUUCAGACCAACAAAGUGAAAUCCAUCAGAGACAUGUUUCUUGCUAAGAAGAACUCUACAGACAUACAGCCGAGAAGCCCAAGUUGUGAUUCGGCAGAAUACCGAUUUGAAUCCUCUGACAAGAAACAACACCAAUCCACAGACGAUUCAAGAGAAGAGGAAGAUCCAUGCAAGUUGUCCAUUGCCAAAGGUUAUGUAAAAAGGACUAUUGAGCGGCUUUAUGGGCAAGGCCCUAAAGGAUUAUUAAGUUCUGAUGAGAAGAGAUCUUCUUCAGCCCACAAAGUCAAGAAACGAGAAGGCCUUAAAGGUACAAAUUCCCCCAGGUUGCCCUCAAUCAAUGAGGCUCACACUAAUGCCAUACAGGAUUUGUCAUACUUUAACGCCACGAGCACAAGAGACGGCUUCAAUGAGCCAACGCAAUGCGUUACUCUGAACGCCAGGGUGGGACCAAAUGAUGCAGUCCUAAUUGAUAAGGGUCGCUGGUUAUGCAGGGAAAGCCAAACGAGUCCGAAACCUUGUCCAGAGAAUGAAGACACACCCAAGCGUGUAAAGUCAGAGACGGAUUCUGGGAACGAGGAUAUUCCAUAUUCCCUAUUUGGCCAUUCUCCCAUCAUACCUGACAAGGAUUCGUCUCUCAAAGAACAAGGGGAAAACACCGGGUGCCUAGGGAGGACGUUCACCUACUUUCACCUUCCAAACGCCAAUGAUUCAGAGAUACAGCCAGAAGAGCAAAAACCUGACCCUCCCGAGGGGAAAACAGAGAUCAAGGAUACAGAACAUCACAGUAUUGUGUCUGCCUUGGUACCACCAUCCAAUAAGGUGCAUCCGAUCACAGAAACUACACCUCCAGUAGUUACCCAGCCGACUAAAGGACAAAGCGCUACAGUCACAAGACGCUCUGCAGAACCUGAUGCGCUGGAGAUUAUAUAUGUGUUUUGUGGACAACACUGCCCCAUACUCUAAACUUGCUUCAGAUUGUGAAAUAAUUGAUUUGUACAAUAUCGACGUUAGUCCUCACCUCGACAUUGGCAAUGGGCACCAACAUGAACUCAAACUGAGAACAAAUGCCAGUCUGGAAUGCUCUCUGGUAACCCCAAGGUGUGUUUGAUUGGGGAUGAGUGGCUCUUGAGGGCCGGGGAUGCCUGGGUCUAGUCUGCCUGUCCCUGAUGAGAAGCAGUGGCCGCUGUGCUGGCCGUGGAUUAGAUUGAUACAAACAAAGAUUGAAGACAGAACAAACUAAUGGACUAAGAGACCGUUUACACAAUGCUUUUUUGGUUUUUAAAUAAAUGCAAGACGCAGUGCGUUGGAAUGGAAAAAAAUGUGCAAGAUCUCAAGAUGCCUUUUGAAAAGUUGAACUUCUUGGCACACCAGUUUUACUCCAGAAUAAGAUAAUUAAUGAAUGGCGUCGAGCAGUUUUUAGCACAUUAUAAACAGAGAUUAUGCUCUGGGCAACAGCUCUCCAGCCGUCAUUUGCACGACAAGCUCUUUAACGAAUUGUGCAUCCUUGUUUCCUUAAGAUACAGGGAAAGAAAAGGAAAAACAUAUUUGUCCGCUACAGACAUGCUCAAUCUCUCACGGUUGGCGGAGCUGGAAGAGUCUUUUUGUCCAAAGCAUAGAACAGACUUAUUUCUACUCAUCUAACAGUGUAUGUUGCAUGACCACGCUGCCUGUGACCACUAAGGGAAAGUUGGAGAUAUAACAUUUAUAAUUUUGUGUUUGUAAAUUGUAUUUAUUUGUAUUAUUAGAAAUGUCAGUAGAUUUGUACAAACUUGUGUUGUUAUUUUGGUAACCAUUAUAUCUCACGCAUUAGUAGACUGUUGGGGUUCGGGUUAGUAGAAUAAGUUGUGAUGUAGUUGAAAAGUUAUUAUAGUCAGUAGAAUGUCUGGAAUAGUGUCACCACCUU
This is a messenger RNA of Pimephales promelas (fathead minnow), 6016 nucleotides long. RefSeq lists its product as uncharacterized. Gene Ontology annotation, biological process: retina development in camera-type eye; axoneme assembly; photoreceptor cell development. The record is from RefSeq and is a predicted model, not a curated record. NCBI's taxonomy places the organism in Eukaryota, Metazoa, Chordata, Actinopteri, Cypriniformes, Leuciscidae. Gene Ontology annotation, cellular component: axoneme.